AUGGCGACUCUUGAGGAUGGUGCGGGUCGGGACGAUCAGACAGUCGUAGAGGCUCGUUCUGAGACUGUCUCCCUGACCGACCAGACCAACCUCCUCCCGCGCAGGAAGGUCAUCGCCGUCUUCUUCGGGCUCUCGUUGUGCAUCCUCGUCUCCUGCCUGGACGCAACGAUCGUCGCGACUGCGCUCCCCACCAUCUCCGCCGCCUUCAACGCCGGCUCCGUCGUCUCCUGGGUCCCGUCCGCCUACUUUCUCACCUCGACCGCCUUCCAGCCCCUCUAUGGACGCUUCAGCGACAUCUUCGGCCGCAAGGCGGCACUCUGUAUGGCCAUGGGUAUCUUCAUGCUGGGCAGCCUCGCCGCCGGGUUUUCGCGUAGCAUCACGCAACUUAUUGUCCUCCGGGGCCUCGCGGGCGCAGGAGGCGGAGGCAUCGUGAGCAUGGCCCAGAUCGUGAUCUCCGAUGUGGUGUCUCUGCGGGACCGCGGGAAGUACCAGGGCAUUAUAGGGGUGGUCGUCGCCUUUGGAUUCGCCGUGGGUCCGCUGCUCGGCGGCGUGCUCGCGGAGAAGGCCGGCUGGCGCUGGUGCUUCUGGGUGACGCUCCCCGUCUCGGCGUGCGCGGUCGCUGUCGUCAUCCUCGUUGUGCCCUUGAAGCCGGUCGAGGGUAAUAUCGGAAAGAAGCUCGCCGUGGUGGACUACGUCGGAACAGCCCUGACGUUGGUCAGCUGUACACUCGUCAUCCUCCCGCUUAUCUGGGGUGGAGUGACAUUUCCAUGGUCGUCACCGAUCGUUCUGGCGCCCUUGUUCGCUGGGGCGGUUACGGUCGCGUUCUUCUGCCUCUGGGAAUGGAAAGGAGCCCGUCUUCCUAUCGUUCCGAUGUACAUCUUCAAGCAGGUCACCGUUACCGGCGUGUAUAUCACCAUGCUCAUCAACGGCUUCGUAUUCUACUCCUCGCUAUUCUACCUGCCCCAGUACUUCCAAGUUGGACUUGGGUACUCCGCCAUUCGCUCAGGCAUCUUCCUUCUCCCGGUGCUAGUUAGCCAAACGCUUGCGAGUUUCAUCUCGGGCCAAAUCAUUACGUGGACGGGACGUUACCGGGCUACCAUCUACGUUGGCUUCGGCAUCUGGACCAUCGCGUGUGGAUGCCUAUCCACGGUGACCCCUGAUACGGCCAAAGGUCUACUCGUGUUCUUCAUGCUUCUGGCAGGUACAGGAGCAGGUGGCACUCUCCAAACGACUACGGUCGCCGCACAAGCCAGCGUAUCGAGGCGCGACAUGUCGGUAGUCACUGCAGUAAGAAACUUUAUUCGACUGCUCGGAGGAACACUAUCGCUCGCUAUUGGCGCGACCAUCAUUAACAACUCCCUCCGCCACUCUAUGACAUCGCUCGGACUACCCUCGUACACAAUCUCGACGAUUCUCGACGAUCCCACUAUCCUCGGCGCUCGCACAUCUGCAUCGGAUGCGAGCUUCGCAAGCCUGGGCGUCAGCCCCGCCGUUGCAGAGCGUAUCCUGGGCGCAUACGUCCGAGGCUUCCGGACGGUCUUCAUCCUCAACGCCAGCCUCAACGCGGUGGCCACGCUCGCGGCAAUCCUGCUCAUCCGACACACCGAGCUUACGCGGGGUGACGAAGAUGACUUGCGCAAAAAGGCGAUAGACGAAGCUCUGCAGGCUUCGGAGAAAAACAGCAUCAUGGAGGCGAAAGCGGAGUCUCCCUCCCUCCCCAGUGCUCCCACCCAAAACGUAUGA
Molecule: messenger RNA, 1743 nt
Organism: Trametes versicolor FP-101664 SS1
Lineage: Eukaryota; Fungi; Basidiomycota; Agaricomycetes; Polyporales; Polyporaceae
Product: MFS general substrate transporter
Exons: 11
Coding region: 1-1743 (580 amino acids)
Biological process (GO): transmembrane transport
Molecular function (GO): transmembrane transporter activity
Source: RefSeq, a predicted model, not a curated record